Messenger RNA from Carassius auratus (goldfish), 1970 nucleotides. It is a transcript of the gene cyp2ad6, whose product is annotated as cytochrome P450, family 2, subfamily AD, polypeptide 6. Gene Ontology annotation, cellular component: cytoplasm; intracellular membrane-bounded organelle. The record is from RefSeq and is a predicted model, not a curated record. The coding region runs from base 127 to 1605 and encodes 492 amino acids. Gene Ontology annotation, molecular function: oxidoreductase activity, acting on paired donors, with incorporation or reduction of molecular oxygen, reduced flavin or flavoprotein as one donor, and incorporation of one atom of oxygen; iron ion binding; heme binding. Gene Ontology annotation, biological process: xenobiotic metabolic process. NCBI's taxonomy places the organism in Eukaryota, Metazoa, Chordata, Actinopteri, Cypriniformes, Cyprinidae. The transcript has 9 exons.
AUCCAGAUUAACUUUCUCUUUUCAGAUAAACAGUGCAUGUGUACUUUCUCACACACCCUAUUCACAACCGCCUGGCUAAAAUAAGUCGGUUUACUUCAGAGGAGUCGGCUGCCCAUAGAAUCGGCCAUGAUUUUAUAUUCCCUAUAUGAGUGCCUGGAUUUCAAAAGCUGUUUGUUUUUGAUUUGUUUACUGCUGCUGCUUAUAGAUUUGAUCAGACAUAAAAAUCCAGCUAAUUUUCCACCAGGACCCUGGCCGCUACCCAUCCUAGGAAAUGUCUUCACUGAUGUUAACUACAAAACUCUAGACCAGUUUAUUGGGAAGUAUGGGAACAUCUUCAGUAUCAGAAAUGGAAGUGAUAAAAUAGUGUAUGUGUCCGGGUUUAAAAUGGUGAAGGAUGUUUUGAUCACUCAAGGGGAAACCUUCACUGACCGCCCUGUUUCUCCUUUAUUUGACACACUUUAUAAAGGUAGAGGCUUGUCUUUUAACAAUGGCUACUCAUGGAGGAAACAACAGCAGUUUUCCAUGAGUCACCUGAAAAACUUUGGAGAGGGGAGGAAGACUCUAGAAGAACAUAUUCAACGAGAGUGCUACUUCCUGUGCGGAGCCUUUAAAGAAGAGCAGGGCUGCCCAUUUAACCCUCUGGUCAAAAUCAACAAUGCAAUGGCUAAUGUUAUUGGUAGUCUGGUGUUUGGCCAUCGAUAUGAGUAUGAUAACGUUGAUUUCCAGAAGCGUCUACAAAUGAGCGCAGAGUCAGUGUUUCUUACAGGAUCUGUGUGGAACCAGCUAUAUGAUGCCUUCCCAGGUAUAAUGAAAUGGUUGCCAGGACCUCACCAGACAAUAAUUUCAAACUAUCAAGAGUUAGCAAACUUCUUGAAAGAAAAGGUUGAGCAACACAGACAAGAUUGGGACAGCAACAAUCCCAGAGAUUAUAUUGAUGCCUACCUGACAGAAACAGAGAAGAGGAAGAAUGACACUGAGGCAGGGUUUAACAUUGACAGUCUGGUGUGGUGCAUGGUAGACUUGUUUGAGGGCGGAACUGAAACAACGACCAACACACUCCGAUGGGCUCUGCUUUACAUGAUCAAGUACCCUGAUAUUCAAGAGAAGGUCAGAGCAGAGAUUGACCAGGUGAUUGGCUCCCGUCUACCUACUAUGUUCGAUAAGGCAAACAUGCAUUACACCAACGCUUUUAUUCAUGAGGUUCUCAGAAAAGCAAACCUUGUGCCUAUAAAUAUGGCUAGAACUGCAAGAAAGGACACAACUCUGGGAGGCUAUUUCAUACCAAAGGGGACUGUGAUGAUCACCAAUCUGACAUCAGUGCUGUAUGACAAACAAGAAUGGGAAACACCAGACACCUUUAACCCUGGACACUUUCUAGACUCUGAAGGCCAGUUCUGCAGGAGCAAUGCCUUCUUCGCCUUCUCAGCAGGCAAAAGGCAGUGUCCGGGAGAGCACCUUGCUCACAUGGAGCUGUUCAUCUUUCUUGCUAUCCUCUUGCAGACCUUCAGGUUCAGCCCUCCUCCUGGUGAGGAGCCCAGUCUGGAGAGCCAGGUGGGCUUCACACAAGUCCCUUUGCCGUACAAGCUCUGUGCUCAUCCGAGAUAAAGGGUGCCAAAUCCUGCUGAGGUUGAAUGUGUGCAGUAUAGAACAUUUUAUGUGAGAAGUCUCACUCACAGCAUUUGCAUAUGCAGUGUUGAGGAAAGUUACUUUAAAAAGUAAUGCUGUUUAACUUCCUAAAAAAAAUUACUGAUCGCAUUACUUAGUCUAUGUUUUAUGUAACAUAACAUUACUUUUGAGUUACUUUUUAAAUCUGAGCAGAGCAUGUUCGUUUGUUUUUAAUAUAAAAAAUGUAUAUUACCAAUUUAAAAGCCCUUUCACACCAAGUAAAAUGAAUAUGCCUCAAGCUGAAGGAAAUUUAAAUUCAUGUCUGUAUUGAUUACUUUUUUUAUUCCGUUUGAGCAAUACUGAAU